CCACCUGCUGUGGGCCACAAACAGAGAACAGAGAAGGACCAGGCUUACACACAUCAUACCAACUACUCAACUACUACUCAGUCAGAAAGGUGAUCAUAAGUUAAUACUGUCAGCAAAAGUAAAUUAGAAUCAUAGAUAUUACAAUAAGAGGUCAGACAGACUGCAGUUAGUUAAGAUGGUCGACUAUGUCAAUAAACAGGUUAUUGAAUUAAACAAGGUUAUUGAAGGAAACGAGAACAGAGCAACGAGGAGAGUAAAGACUGAGACCCAUCUCUCAGAUGGAGGAACAAGACUCUACAGGCUGGCUGCUGUGUGUUUUGGGAUGAUGUGUAUUCUACAAGUCAUUCUCAACAUCUCCCUAAAGCUAGCUUUUUGUACCGGAAGAGUGGUGGAAGAGAGGGACAUAGGGGUCCCAACAAGGACUCUGUUAGGGUGUAUUGAAGGAUGGAGGCUGUCGGGAUCCAGCUGUUACUUCCUGUCUACUGAGAGGAAAACAUGGGAGGAGAGCAGACAAGACUGUCUGGAGAGAGGAGCAGACCUGGUGGUUGUAAACAGCAGAAAUGAACAGAUAUUCCUCACUGGAUUAAACAGGAAUAUUGAUAGUGUUUGGAUCGGUCUGACUGAUAGAGAGACAGAGGGGACCUGGAAAUGGGUGGAUGGUACACCACUGGCCACAAGGUACUGGGGGCGUAACCAGCCUGAUAAUGGUGUUGUUUUUGCAGUACACAUAGGAGAGGAGGACUGUGUUGAGAUUAAUUAUAGGUAUACUGACCCUGUAAAUAAAUGGAAUGACAUAGCAUGUAACUCUCAAUUUAACUGGAUUUGUGAAAGGGUGAUAUAACAAACAAUAGCUUAUUAUGUACAGUAGCAUUGCAUGUAGGUCUCUCUCUCUUUCGCUCACUUUCUAUAUGGUUAGGGUUAGGCAUAAGAUUAGCAGUGUGGUUAGGGUUAGGUUUACAAUCAGAUUUGAAGCAGAUACAUUUUAGAAAUAGGCAGGGUUUCUGACUUUGCAAUUAGGCCAGAUAGUGACAACCGAGAAAUAGUGGUAUUACAGACUUGCCUAUGGGCUCUUUCUCAACUCACCUUUCCUCGAUUCCUCCUCACAUCUUCUCUCCUCCUCUCCUCAACACACAUUGGAGGAUACAAUCCAAGGGGAGGGACCUUGGGCCUCCUCUUAUAGAGUUGAGGGUGAGGAGAAAAGGAGAGGAGAUUAAAUAAAUAAAAAUUAAAAAACGUGGAGUAGACGUUGAAUUUAUGUCUGUGCCAGUGGGACUGUACUCUGUAAAAUGCUUGUAUUAAUUGAUUUUAUUAGGAACGUGUCAUUCCAUAGGCUUAGGCACAGAAAGUUAGGUAAUAAAGGAGCAAUUGUCAGGAUUUACCAAGGUGGGUGGAAUCAGGCGCAGAGAGCAGGUUUCAGUGAUUAGACAGUUUAAUCUCCGGAGCACAAAAACAAUGGUCAAUCCAACACACAGGGUGAAUAAUCCAAUGCAGGACCAAAACAGUCCGGAGAAAAAAAACACAUGAACCCCAACCAAAUAACAGGAAUACAAAAACAAUCCCGCACAAAACAAGGGCGGGACAACCUACUACAUAUAAGGACACUAAUUAAACUAAAAUACACACCGGUGAAACUAAUAAGACAAAUCCAACAGACAAACGAAAAAGGGAUCGGUAGUGGCUAGUAGGACGGUGACGACGACCGCCGAGCACCGCCCAAACAGGCAGGAGAGCCAACUUCGGCGGAAGUCGUGGCAGCAGGUGUACCAGCUUCAUGCUUGAAUGUGAUUGGUUCGUUAAAAUAGUGUGACAUGAACACAGACAGAGGGUAGAACAGUACUACAAAAAAGUACUACAAAAAAAGUAUGAAAAUGCAAGCCGCUUUGGAUAAGAGCGUCUGCUAAAUGAGUAAAAUGUCAAAUGUACUAAGAGGACACAGAUACACACUGCAUGCCGAACGCAGGCACGUACACAAGCAUGCAGGCAGGCACACACUUACACAUACACACAAGUGUGAAGUUCAGCAUACAGUAGAUAUUAACAUUAGGAAUCAGUUAGAAAGGUAAUCAUAUAGUAGAUAUUACCACUAGGAGUCUUUUUUUUCUUCUUAAAGGGGUGGAUCAGCUUAAUAUUGCGGAAAGAAUAUUAGUUCCAUCAAUGUAAUUGUCUGCAUCAUUUCCAAUCCUCCAUAUAUUUUUGGGGUAAAUAUAUAUAUCCAUACACGCAUGCAUACAUAUACACAUAUAUACAUACACAUACCUAUAUAGACAUACUUUUUAAAGAAUAUACCUUUAUUAUUAUUCCCCGCAAUUGGAGUAAACUAAUAAACACUUCGGCUUUUACCUUCAAUUUAUACAUCUUAUACACAUUUUACAGACACAGUCUACUUUACAAUAGUUAUUUUGUUUGUUUUUAGUCCUUCCUCUAUAUCUGAUGUCCAUCCAGUUUGAUUUCUAUUUGUAACUGUGCUAUUUCACAAAGGAUCUGAACCUGUAUACAUUUUAUAGACCCCGUAUGUUUUACAUGUUUUAUCUUCAUAUUAGUCCCACCUUUCAGCUCCAUUCAACCUCUCCCAUCUAUCUCACAACAUUAUUCAUUUUGGAUUUCUAUUUGCCAUAUAUUUUUCAACUGUGCUGUGAUGCUUCACAAAUCAAUUUAACCUUUCUAAUUUCAUAGCUUCUACAGAUUGUAAAUUAAAAAUAAAAUGUUUUGCUAAAAUAA
Messenger RNA from Oncorhynchus masou masou (cherry salmon), 2718 nucleotides. RefSeq names its product CD209 antigen-like protein D. Bases 176 to 841 code for a protein of 221 amino acids. NCBI's taxonomy places the organism in Eukaryota, Metazoa, Chordata, Actinopteri, Salmoniformes, Salmonidae. The record is from RefSeq and is a predicted model, not a curated record. The transcript has 5 exons. Gene Ontology annotation, molecular function: signaling receptor activity.